Messenger RNA from Ilex paraguariensis (yerba mate), 477 nucleotides. The record is from the annotation of a GenBank genome assembly. NCBI's taxonomy places the organism in Eukaryota, Viridiplantae, Streptophyta, Magnoliopsida, Aquifoliales, Aquifoliaceae.
AUGCAGGCCGAACAGGAGCAACAAACACGGAGCCACAAGCUUGAAAUUUUCAAGUCAAACAGACAAGAAGCGGAGAUUUAUCGAGACGAGACUCUGGGCCCCACCAGCGUGGGUUCUCCGGUUUUGCCCGUGCACGCAUAUACCCUUCUCACAUGGCCUCUUCCUCUUCCUCUUCCCUCUAGAGCUGCUAUUGGGGCCCAACAAGCUGUAUCGGUUAGAGAGAAUGUUAAACUCAGCAUGGAUUCAAAGCACGGAGGAGAGAGAAUGCCUGAGACGAGUCAUGGUGGUGCAAUCAGUUCAAAUCUUGAGGAGACGAAGGCUUCUGUGAAAUUCAGCCGAGGAGCAAUUUCAGGUCUUAUUCCGAUCAAGUCUCUGGUUUCAGUUUCCUGGCAUGUGCCCCACAGGAACAGGGACGAACAUCCUGGGUUUUACUCGGAUUAUUCUAGGCCGAGGACACGCCCUCCCUCUCACAACUGA